AUGAAAAGUAUCGAAAAGAUAUCGAAAAGUAUCGAAAAGAUAUCGAAAACUAUCGAAAAGAUAUCAAAAAGUAUCGAAAAGAUAUCGAAAAGUAUCGAAAAGAUAUCGAAAAAUAUCGAAAAGUACCGAAAAGAUAUCGAAAAGUACCGAAAAGAUAUCGAAAAGUACCGAAAAGAUACCGAAAAGUAUCGAAAAGAUAUCGAAAAGUAUCGAAAAGAUAUCGAAAAGUAUCGAAAAGAUAUCGAAAAGUAUCGAAAAGAUAUCGAAAAGUAUCGAAAAGAUAUCGAAAAGUAUCUAUAUAUAAUGAAAAUAUCGAUAUAUAAUGAAAAGUAUCGAAAAGAUAUCGAUAAGUAUCGAAAAGAUAUCGAUAAGUAUCGAAAAGAUAUCGAUAAGUAUCGAAAAGAUAUCGAUAAGUAUCGAAAAGAUAUAGAUAAGUAUCGAAAAGGUAUCGAUAAGUAUCGAAAAGAUAUCGAAAAGUUUCGAAAAGAUAUCGAAAAGUAUCUAUAUAUAUCGAAAAGUAUCUAUAUAUAUCGAAAAUAUCGAUAUAUCGAUAAGUACCGAUAUAUCGAAAAGUACCGAAAAGAUAUCGAAAAGUACCGAAAAGAUAUCGAAAAGUACCGAAAAGAUAUCGAAAAGUACCGAAAAGAUAUCGAAAAAUACCGAAAAGAUAUCGAAAAGUACCAAAAAGAUUUCGAAAAGUACCGAAAAGAUAUCGAAAAGUACCGAAAAGAUAUCGAAAAGUACCGAAAAGAUAUCGAAAAGUACCGAAAAGAUAUCGAAAAGUACCGAAAAGAUAUCGAAAAGUACCGAAAAGAUAUCGAAAAGUACCGAAAAGAUAUCGAAAAGUAUCGAAAAAAUAUCGAAAAGUAUCGUAAAGAUAUCGAAAAGUAUUGUAAAGAUAUCGAAAAGUAUCUAUCGAUAUAUAAUGAAAAGUAUCGAAAAGAUAUAGAAAAGUAUCGAAAAGAUAUCGAAAAGUAUCGAAAAGAUAUCGAAAAGUAUCAUAAAGAUAUCGAAAAGUAUCGAAGAGAUAUCGAAAAGUAUCAUAUCGAAAAGUUCCGAAAAGAUAUCCAAAAGUACCGAAAAGAUAUCCAAAAGUACCGAAAAGAUAUCGAAAAGUACCGAAAAGAUAUCGAAAAAUACCGAAAAGAUGUCGAAAAGUACCAAAAAGAUUUCGAAAAGUACCGAAAAGAUAUCGAAAAGUACCGAAAAGAUAUCGAAAAGUACCGAAAAGAUAUCGAAAAGUACCGAAAAGAUAUCGAAAAGUACCGAAAAGAUAUCGAAAAGUACCGAAAAGAUAUCGAAAAGUAUCGAAAAGAUAUCGAAAAGUAUCGUAAAGAUAUCGAAAAGUAUUGUAAAGAUAUCGAAAAGUAUCGUAAAGAUAUCGAAAAGUAUCGAAAAUAUAUCGAAAAGUAUCGAUUAUCGAAAAGAUAUAGAAAAGUAUCGAAAAGUAUCGAAAAGAUAUCGAAAAGUAUCAUAAAGAUAUCGAAAAGUAUCGAAGAGAUAUCGAAAAGUAUCGUAAAGAUCGAAGAAAAGAUAUCGAAAAGUAUCGAUAUAUCGAUAAGUACCGAUAUAUCGAAAAGUAUCGAUAUAUCGAUAAGUAUCGAUAUAUCGAUAAGUAUCGAUAUAUCCGAUAUAUCGAUAAAUAUCGAAAAGUUCCGAAAAGAUAUCAAAAAGUACCGAAAAGAUAUCCAAAAGUACCGAAAAGAUAUCGAAAAGUACCGAAAAGAUAUCGAAAAGUACCGAAAAGAUAUCGAAAAGUACCGAAAAGAUAUCGAAAAGUAUCGAAAAGAUAUCAAAAGUAUCGAAAAGAUAUCGAAAAGUAUCGAAAAGAUAUCGAAAAAUAUCGAUAAGUAUCGAAAAGACAUAGAUAAGUAUCGAAAAGAUAUCGAUAAGUAUCGAAAAGAUAUCGAAAAGUAUCGAAAAGACAUCGAAAAGUAUCGAAAAGAUACCGAAAAGAUAUCGAAAAGUAUCGAAAAGAUAUCGAAAAGUAUCUAUAUAUAUCGAAAAUACCGAAAAGAUAUCGAAAAGUACCGGAAAGAUAUCGAAAAGUACCGAAAAGAUAUCGAAAAGUACCGAAAAGAUAUCGAAAAGUACCGAAAAGAUUUCGAAAAGUACCGAAAAGAUUUCGAAAAGUACCGAAAAGAUAUCGAAAAGUACCGAAAAGAUAUCGAAAAGUACCGAAAAGAUAUCGACAAGUACCGAAAAGAUAUCGACAAGUACCGAAAAGAUAUCGACAAGUACCGAAAAGAUAUCGACAAGUACCGAAAAGAUAUCGAAAAGUAUCGAAAAGAUAUCGAAAAGUAUCGAAAAGACAUCGAAAAGUAUCGUAAAGAUAUCGAAAAGUAUCGAAAAGAUAUCGAAAAGUAUCGAUGUAUCGAUAAUAUCGAAAAGAUAUCGAAAAGUAUCGAAAAGAUAUCGAAAAGUAUCGAAAAGAUAUCGAAAAGUAUCGAAAAGAUCGAAAAGUAUCGAAAAGAUAUCGAAAAGUAUCGAUAUAUCGAAAAGUAUCGAUAUAUCGAAAAGUAUCGAUAUAUCGAUAAAAAAGGUAUCGAAAAGUACCGAAAAGAUAUCGAAAAGUACCGGAAAGAUAUCGAAAAGUACCGAAAAGAUAUCGAAAAGUACCGAAAAGAUAUCGAAAAGUACCGAAAAGAUAUCGAAAAGUAUCGAAAAGAUAUCGAAAAGUAUCGAAAAGAUAUCGAAAAGUAUCGAAAUGAUAUCGAAAAGUAUCGAAAAGAUAUCGAAAUGUAUCGAUAUAUCGAACAAUAUCGAAAAGAUAUCGAAAAGUACCGAAAAGAUAUCGAAAAGUACCGAAAAGAUAUCCAAAAGUACCGAAAAGAUAUCGAAAAGUACCGAAAAGAUAUCGAAAAGUACCGAAAAGAUAUCGAAAAGUACCGAAAAGUUUUCGAAAAGUAUCGAAAAGAUAUCGAUAAGUAUCGAAAAGAUGUCGAUAAGUAUUUAUAUAUAAUGAAAAUAUCGAUAUAUAAUGAAAAGUAUCGAAAAAAUAUCGAUAAGUAUCGAAAAGAUAUCGAUAAGUAUCGAAAUUUUAUAGAUAAGUAUCGAAAAGAUAUCGAAAAGUAUCGAAAAGAUAUCGUAAAGUAUCGAAAAGACAUCGAAAAGUAUCGAAAAGAUAUCGAAAAGAUAUCGAAAAGUAUCGAAAAGAUAUCGAAAAGUAUCGAAAAGAUAUCGAAAAGUACCGAAAAAAUAUCGAAAAGUAUCGAUAUAUCGAAAAAUAUCGAAAAGUACCGAAAAGAUAUGGAAAAGUACCGAAAAGAUAUCGAAAAGUACCGAGAAGAUAUCGAAAAGUACCGAAAAGGUAUCGAAAAGUAUCGAAAAGUAUCGAAAAGAUAUCGAAUAGUAUCGAUAUAUAUCGAAAAGCAUCGAUAUAUAUCGAAAAUAUCGAUAUAUAAUGAAAAGUAUCGAAAAGAUAUCGAAAAGUAUCGAAAAGAUAUCGAAAAGUAUCGAAAAGGUAUCGAAAAGUAUCGAAAAGAUAUCGAAAAGUAUCUAUAUAUAUCGAAAAGUAUCUAUAUAUAUCGAAAAGUAUCGAUAUAUCGAAAAUAUCGAAAAGAUAUCGAAAAGUAUCGAAAAGAUAUCGAAAAGUAUCGAAAAGAUAUCGAAAAGUAUCGAAAAGUAUCGAAAAGAUAUCGAAAAGUAUCGAAAAGAUCGAAGAAAAGAUAUCGAAAAUACCGAAAAGAUAUCGAAAAGUACCGGAAAGAUAUCGAAAAGUACCGAAAAGAUAUCGAAAAGUACCGAAAAGAUAUCGAAAAGUACCGAAAAGAUUUCGAAAAGUACCGAAAAGAUUUCGAAAAGUACCGAAAAGAUAUCGAAAAGUACCGAAAAGAUAUCGAAAAGUACCGAAAAGAUAUCGACAAGUACCGAAAAGAUAUCGACAAGUACCGAAAAGAUAUCGACAAGUACCGAAAAGAUAUCGACAAGUACCGAAAAGAUAUCGAAAAGUAUCGAAAAGAUAUCGAAAAGUAUCGAAAAGACAUCGAAAAGUAUCGUAAAGAUAUCGAAAAGUAUCGAAAAGAUAUCGAAAAGUAUCGAUGUAUCGAUAAUAUCGAAAAGAUAUCGAAAAGUAUCGAAAAGAUAUCGAAAAGUAUCGAAAAGAUAUCGAAAAGUAUCGAAAAGAUCGAAAAGUAUCGAAAAGAUAUCGAAAAGUAUCGAUAUAUCGAAAAGUAUCGAUAUAUCGAAAAGUAUCGAUAUAUCGAUAAAAAAGGUAUCGAAAAGUACCGAAAAGAUAUCGAAAAGUACCGGAAAGAUAUCGAAAAGUACCGAAAAGAUAUCGAAAAGUACCGAAAAGAUAUCGAAAAGUACCGAAAAGAUAUCGAAAAGUAUCGAAAAGAUAUCGAAAAGUAUCGAAAAGAUAUCGAAAAGUAUCGAAAUGAUAUCGAAAAGUAUCGAAAAGAUAUCGAAAUGUAUCGAUAUAUCGAACAAUAUCGAAAAGAUAUCGAAAAGUACCGAAAAGAUAUCGAAAAGUACCGAAAAGAUAUCCAAAAGUACCGAAAAGAUAUCGAAAAGUACCGAAAAGAUAUCGAAAAGUACCGAAAAGAUAUCGAAAAGUACCGAAAAGUUUUCGAAAAGUAUCGAAAAGAUAUCGAUAAGUAUCGAAAAGAUGUCGAUAAGUAUUUAUAUAUAAUGAAAAUAUCGAUAUAUAAUGAAAAGUAUCGAAAAAAUAUCGAUAAGUAUCGAAAAGAUAUCGAUAAGUAUCGAAAUUUUAUAGAUAAGUAUCGAAAAGAUAUCGAAAAGUAUCGAAAAGAUAUCGUAAAGUAUCGAAAAGACAUCGAAAAGUAUCGAAAAGAUAUCGAAAAGAUAUCGAAAAGUAUCGAAAAGAUAUCGAAAAGUAUCGAAAAGAUAUCGAAAAGUACCGAAAAAAUAUCGAAAAGUAUCGAUAUAUCGAAAAAUAUCGAAAAGUACCGAAAAGAUAUGGAAAAGUACCGAAAAGAUAUCGAAAAGUACCGAGAAGAUAUCGAAAAGUACCGAAAAGGUAUCGAAAAGUAUCGAAAAGUAUCGAAAAGAUAUCGAAUAGUAUCGAUAUAUAUCGAAAAGCAUCGAUAUAUAUCGAAAAUAUCGAUAUAUAAUGAAAAGUAUCGAAAAGAUAUCGAAAAGUAUCGAAAAGAUAUCGAAAAGUAUCGAAAAGGUAUCGAAAAGUAUCGAAAAGAUAUCGAAAAGUAUCUAUAUAUAUCGAAAAGUAUCUAUAUAUAUCGAAAAGUAUCGAUAUAUCGAAAAUAUCGAAAAGAUAUCGAAAAGUAUCGAAAAGAUAUCGAAAAGUAUCGAAAAGAUAUCGAAAAGUAUCGAAAAGUAUCGAAAAGAUAUCGAAAAGUAUCGAAAAGAUCGAAGAAAAGAUAUCGAAAAUACCGAAAAGAUAUCGAAAAGUACCGAAAAGAUAUCCAAAAGUACCGAAAAGAUAUCGAAAAGUACCGAAAAGGUAUCGUAAAGUACCGAAAAUAUAUCGAAAAGUAUCGAAAAGAUAUCGAAAAGUAUCGAAAAGAUAUCGAAAAGUAUCGAAAAGAUAUCGAAAAGUAUCGAAAAUAUCGAAAAGAUAUCGAUAAGUAUCGAAAAGAUAUCGAUAAGUAUCGAAAAGAUAUAGAUAAGUAUCGAAAAGGUAUCGAUAAGUAUCGAAAAGAUAUCGAAAAGUAUCGAAAAGAUAUCGAAAAGUAUCGAAAAGACAUCGAAAAGUAUCGAAAAGAUAUCGAAAAGAUAUCGAAAAGUAUCGAAAAGAUAUCGAAAAGUAUCGAAAAGAUAUCGAAAAGUAUCUAUAUAUAUCGAAAAUACCGAAAAGAUAUCGAAAAGUACCGAAAAGAUAUCGAAAAGUACCGAAAUGAUAUCAAAAAGUACCUAAAAGAUAUCGAAAAGUACCGAAAAGAUAUCGAAAAGUACCGAAAAGAUUUCGAAAAGUACCGAAAAGAUAUCGAAAAGUACCGAAAAUAUAUCGAAAAGUACCGAAAAGAUAUCGAAAAGUACCGAAAAGAUAUCGAAAAGUACCGAAAAGAUAUCGAAAAGUACCGAAUAGAUAUCGACAAGUACCGAAAAGAUAUCGAAAAGUACCGAAAAGAUAUCGAAAAGUACCGAAAAGAUAUCGAAAAGUACCGAAAAGAUAUCGACAAGUACCGAAAAGAUAUCGACAAGUACCGAAAAGAUAUCGACAAGUAUCGAAAAGAUAUCGAAAAGUAUCGAAAAGAUAUCGAAAAGUAUCAUAUCGAAAAGUACCGAAAAGAUAUCGAAAAGUACCGAAAAGAUACCGAAAAGUAUCGAAAAGAUAUCGAAAAGUAUCGAAAAGAUAUCGAAAAGUAUCGAAAAGUUAUCGAAAAGUAUCGAAAAGAUAUCGAAAAGUAUCGAAAAGAUAUCGAAAAGUAUCUAUAUAUAAUGAAAAUAUCGAUAUAUAAUGAAAAGUAUCGAAAAGAUAUCGAUAAGUAUCGAAAAGAUAUCGAUAAGUAUCGAAAAGAUAUCGCUAAGUAUCGAAAAGAUAUCGAUAAGUAUCGAAAAGGUAUCGAUAAGUAUCGAAAAGAUAUCGAAAAGUUUCGAAAAGAUAUCGAAAAGUAUCUAUAUAUAUCGAAAAUAUCGAUAUAUAAGUACCGAAAAGAUAUCGAAAAGUACCGAAAAGAUAUCGAAAAGUAUCGAAAAGAUAUCGAAUAG
Schistocerca nitens (vagrant locust) is the source of this 6630-nucleotide messenger RNA. Its product is annotated as repetitive organellar protein-like. The record is from RefSeq and is a predicted model, not a curated record. Gene Ontology annotation, cellular component: membrane; extracellular region; septin ring. The transcript has 31 exons. Lineage: Eukaryota; Metazoa; Arthropoda; Insecta; Orthoptera; Acrididae. The coding region runs from base 1 to 6630 and encodes 2209 amino acids. Gene Ontology annotation, molecular function: lipid binding. Gene Ontology annotation, biological process: lipid transport; septin ring assembly; lipoprotein metabolic process.